Molecule: messenger RNA, 2805 nt
Organism: Aspergillus affinis
Lineage: Eukaryota; Fungi; Ascomycota; Eurotiomycetes; Eurotiales; Aspergillaceae
Product: pentatricopeptide repeat protein
Exons: 1
Coding region: 1-2805 (934 amino acids)
Molecular function (GO): protein binding
Source: RefSeq, a predicted model, not a curated record
AUGAUAUCUAAAUCAACAACAAGCGGCACCCCGGCCGUUCCCUCUCGAAAUGCCCUGCGUGUCCUUCGCAGGUUGGCCCUCGCCGGGUCGACUGUCGGUAGCUUCUGCACUGUCGCAGCCAUUACCUACGAUGUCCAUCGCAGAGUUCGAGUCGCCGAGCGAAUUGUCGAGAAUAAACGCGCCCUGCAAACCUCCGCACCCAACUACGAUGCGACUUCCGCGGCGAAUAGGCUUUCCCGAAUGAUGGAGGCGGCCGAAGCAGGGGAGUUCAACGGAAUGGAUACUUUCAAAGAGGAGGAGUAUCGCAAAUUUCAACGCAUGGCUACUUCCCAUAAUAAUGAAACUGCGUCGGAAACACUUGGUGACGGGCUGUCGGCAAAGGUUGGGUCAGAACCCACGGAGGAGCAGACACAGGCAGAGUCUUUCUUGGGGACUGCACGUUCGUCCUUGAUGGGUGCGGCUAAUCGGACCUCGCCUCCCGGUUCUCGCUAUGGAAAGGCGGACCCUAUUCCACGCGAACAUCUACGAGGAACGAGAAAUAUCAAUCGACUCGGCAUUGCGGCAGCCGACAUCGGUGUGGAUAAGUCAGGAGAGAGCCCUGGACUCCCCGAGAAGAACUCUGUCGCGGAACGAAUGCAAAACCUCCUCGACCACGGUCGGCCCAUUGACGCAGCGCAGGUCUUUUUAGAUGAACAUUCUGCGUCACUGAAGGGCAUAUCAUCGGACAGGCGGGAGCUCGCUAUGCAGGCAUUCUACGUCAAUUGCAAGGAAGGGAAUGUGUUUGUUGCCAGGAGCAUCUUCGAGCGUCUGGAAGAGGUGGAUAAGAUCUCUCCGAGCAUGUGGAAAGUUUUAAUGUUUGCAUUGGCAAAGAAAGGCUCCAUCGAAUCCGUCGCUACUAUAUACACCCGCUAUAUGCAUAAAUUCCAAGUCUCGCCAGAUAUGGUGGACGUUGUACUCCGCUGCCUACUGGAAUCCCAUCGACUUACAACCGCCAAGUGGUUCCUUCUGCGGAACCUUCAGGUGGACCGAGAUUGUGGCCUGUGUGGCGCCUAUCUGACGGGGCUUUGGAAGAAGACGAGAAGUAUCGAACUGCUCAACGGACAAAUGAAGAAGAUAUUGUCAAUGCUGCCGCGGCUGGGGAAGACCCCCAGCGACAAGCUUUUCAAUCCGGUGGUCAAGGCAUACAUUGAAUUCGGUAGACUUGCGGAUGCCGAAGCUUUGGUGCGCGACAUGACAACGACCUAUGAACUCCCACUUCGCUGCCGCACCAAAGGCCUUCUGUUGUACGGCAAGGCUCUGAAAUGCGACUGGGAGGGAGUGGAAGCGGGCCUCCAAGAGAUGCAUGAUCUCAAGCUGACGUCGCGGCGGCGAGAUUUCACCCCUAUAUUCGACCGUAUCUUCCUCGAGUACUGGGUGUCCCACCGAGGACAUGAGAUCCGCGAUUUUGUCUUCCGCUACAUCAACAAGUUCAAUAUCGUUCCCGAUCGAGUGUUGUACAAGCACAUCUUGGAGGCAUUUGUGGAAAAGGGCGACAAGAGCAUGAUCGCCGAGUUUACCGCAAUGGCUCGCGAGCGCUCCUGGAAGGUUCCCAUCAAAGAGCAAGAGUUCUUGGAGAUACUGCGUUCUCGUCGUCUGGCCCUCGAAGGGGCCCCGGUGGGCUUCUGGCAAAUGCUCCAAGCAGCUCGCGUUAAAUAUGGAAACGCCGCUACGUCACAGCAGAUCCUUGGUUAUGACCAGCGUUCAUUUCCCAUUGCGGAAGUCAACCGCAUGCCUCACACCCAGGAACCUAUGUCCUGGUAUCAACGCACGCUGCAGGCAGUGACCCCCUCGCGACCCGUCGAUCAGUAUCAAAAGCUCCACAAGCAAAUGGCACAUUACCUGCACGUUGGCAAGAUGACCGACACUUUGAAGUGCUUCGACAAUGCUAAGAAUGCCAAAUUCCAGAUGAAACAACUUCAUGUCGAGUUGGCUGUGGUAGCUACGCUCCUUGAACACGGUCUUAGUGCCGCCCGCGCGCUGAUAGAGACGGAAUGGCGCAAUAUUCGACAUUUGGUCCGCUUCAUGCCGAUCUUCUUCCGUCAGAUCACGCAGCUUGAACCCUCCUCCGAGGGUGAGAUCGUCAAGUUGGCUGUCCUUCGGUUUUACGAACUCUGCUGGUCUAAUAAAAAGAUGACCGUCAAGCAUCAUAUCACCACGGCCACAAGCAAGCGCCUGAUCGCCUCCGGUAAGCCUGACUGGGCUCUGGAUCUACUAGCCACGGUGUAUGCGUCUCGCUACCGACGCUCUACCCCCUUUGACGGGGUUUGCAUGAAGAUGUUUGCACGCGCGUUUGCGGCGGUGGACAAUAUCCCCGGCAUUCGAUGGUGCAUUCUGACGGGUCUUGCUCGUGGGGGUGCCGUCAACCGUGAUUUCGUGGUCGAAGUCCGUCGGAUCCUGGGCGUCCUGGAGCGCAAUAUGGAAUCCAAAUCUUUUUCAUCAAGAGAGGCGUCUAAAAAGGAGGAACAGUUUGCAUAUCUGGGCCACCUGGCUGACCUACUGGACAAGAAAGCGGAGGGGGAUCCUACGGUUUGGGAGGUGAAAUCGAUCCCGACGCUCAAACGGGCGCAUCGUCGACGGUUGAAACGAUCGCUAGAUCCGAGAAAUCUAUACAAAGAGAGUGACAUCCGACAAACAAUCGAAGCCUGGGACGAGGAGUACGAGUUGGAGGCUGCGCUGGGUCGGAUUGAAUCCAAUCCCAAGGCCGCGGCGGCACGAUGCACCGAAGCGCAGUAUUUAGGAUUGACUCAGGAACGGGAGCAUAAGUGA